Molecule: messenger RNA, 819 nt
Organism: Lachnellula hyalina
Lineage: Eukaryota; Fungi; Ascomycota; Leotiomycetes; Helotiales; Lachnaceae
Exons: 3
Coding region: 1-819 (272 amino acids)
Source: RefSeq, a predicted model, not a curated record
AUGCCUAACUGGAAAACCUACGAAUCCUCGGUCCGCCUCCUCUCAGCCAUAGUAGCCGCUCAUCCCGGAUUGAAGCUCAACUAUGACGAAGUUUCUCGAUUCUAUGGUGGGGGUACCAAGUACAAGGCCGUCUGGGAUCGAAUGACCCUGAUCACCAAGACUGCCAAGCUUCUCAAAGCUGCUGUGGAUAAUGGCCAGGAUCCCAUCAACGUUGAAGUUGCUGACAUCUCGGCCAGGUAUGGGGGUGAUUGUACCAACUCGGCUAUUGAGAACAGAAUGCGCAGAGUCAAGACCGACGCUAAGAGGAUCAAUAAUGCACUUACCCAAGGCAUUGAUCCCAUCACACUGAUAAUUGAAGGCCACCAAGGCGAAGUCGCUGCCAGAGGAAAAGGUCGUGGUCAAGCAGUUUUCAUUACAUUCUUUCAGCACCAACAUAUUGCACACAAAUCCCCCACGCGCUUGCCGUUGCAUAUCAGAGACAUCCAUGCCAUCCUCCAGGUUGGUGGAGACCCUGGAGAAGUCAUCCUGAGAGAUCUUGACUUUGUCCUUCGUACUACAAAUUUGCCUUUAUUUCCGAUAAUUGGCUUUUUGCGAGGUGCAGCACUUGAAGUCAUAUUAAUGUCUCGAGUAGAAAUAGCACGAUGGUUUGGUUCAGAUGCUUCACCUAAAGCUGUAUCAAACGUCGUCGGUCAGGUCAUUCGGCCAUACAUCCAGAAGGUUGCUAGUGUUAUCAAAUCUGGUGGCGACCCAAAAGAUGUCCCUUGUUCAGAGUUCACUUGGGUGAAACCCCGCAAGGGUACCAAUGGUCUGGCAACUUGA